Molecule: messenger RNA, 2586 nt
Organism: Perca fluviatilis (European perch)
Lineage: Eukaryota; Metazoa; Chordata; Actinopteri; Perciformes; Percidae
Gene: anapc7
Product: anaphase promoting complex subunit 7
Exons: 11
Coding region: 107-1846 (579 amino acids)
Biological process (GO): cell division
Molecular function (GO): protein binding
Source: RefSeq, a predicted model, not a curated record
GGCGCCAUAUUUAAUACAUCAAAAGCUAGCUAGAAUUGACGUGUUUACAAGCCCUAACUUUUAACUUGAGACGGAAAACUAAAGCAAGCCCUCAACUUAAUCAAAAAUGAAUGUUAUAGAUCAUGUACGGGAUAUGGCUGCCGCUGGCCUUCACUCUAAUGUUCGGAUAAUGAGCAGUUUGUUGCUGACGAUGAGUAAUAACAACCCUGAGCUGCUCUCGCCGACCCAGAAGUACCAGUUGUUGGUUUACCACGCUGAUUCCAUCUUCCAUGAUAAGGAGUAUCGUAAUGCCGCCUGUAAAUACAGUAUGGCAUUGCAACAGAAGAAGGUGCUCAGCAAAACGUCUAAAGUCCGUACUUCUACUGGUGGCGCUGCAUCUAACAUACAGGCACAGAGUUUGCCCUCCGAAAUUGAGGUAAAGUACAAGAUUGCUGAAUGCUACACCAUUUUGAAACUGGAUAAAGAUGCCAUUGCAGUGCUGGAUGGGAUCCCGUCCAGACAGAGGACUCCAAAGAUCAAUAUGAUGCUAGCUAACCUGUACAGGAAAGCUGGUCAGGAGCGCUCUGCAGUGACGAGCUACAAAGAGGUCCUCCGACAUUGUCCCCUCGCCCUGGAUGCAAUCAUUGGUCUUCUCUCUUUAUCAGUCAAAGGAGCUGAAGUGGCAUCCAUGACAAUGGAUGUGAUCCAGAGCAUCCCCAACCUGGACUGGCUCUCCGUUUGGAUCAAAGCGUAUGCCUUCAUACACGCCGGGGACAAUCAAAGAGCCAUCAACACCAUUUGCUCUCUUGAAAAGAAGUCUCUGUUGCGGGACAACGUGGACCUCCUGGUGAGCCUGGCGGAUGUCUACUUUAGGGCAGGUGACACCAAGAACGCCAUCCUGAAAUUUGAACAAGCCCAGAUGCUGGACCCGUACCUCAUCAAAGGGAUGGAUGUUUACGGCUACCUGAUGGCCCGCGAAGGACACCUGGAGGACGUUGAAGUCCUCGGGGGGCGAUUGUUUAACAUCUCAGACCAGCAUGCAGAACCCUGGGUCAUCUCGGGUUGUCACAGCUUUUAUAGCAAGCGUUACUCCAGAGCCCUGUACCUGGGAGCGAAGGCCAUCCAGCUGAACAGCAACAGUGUCCAGGCUCUCCUCCUGAAGGGGGCAGCCCUGCGGAACAUGGGUCGUGUUCAAGAAGCCAUCAUCCAUUUCAGGGAGGCCAUGCGCUUGGCUCCCUGCAGGCUCGACUGCUAUGAAGGUCUGAUUGACUGUUACCUGGCGUCCAAUGGGAUUCGAGAGGCUAUGGGGAUGGCCAAUAACAUCUAUAAGACUCUGGGGGCCAAUGCACAAACUCUGACCAUCCUUGCCACGGUGUGCCUGGAGGACCCGGUGACUCAGGAGAAAGCCAAAACCCUGCUGGACAAAGCUCUGGCCCAGAGACCCGACUACACCAAGGCUGUGGUCAAGAAGGCCGAACUGCUCAGUCGGGAACAGAAACACGAAGAAGGGAUCGCUCUCCUCCGGAACGCCCUGGCCAAUCAGAGUGAUUGUGUCCUGCACAGAAUGCUGGGAGAUUUCCUGGUGGCUGUCAACGAUUACCAAAAAGAUGAGAAUUUUGUGCCCCCCCCCCCUCCUAACUGUCAGUUUGUGCAUUUACAUUUUUUUUCUUUUCCCAGCCUGGAUCCCAAUGACCAGAAGUCUUUAGAAGGCAUGCAGAAGAUGGAGAAGGAGGAGAGCCCCACAGACGCCACGGUGGAGCUGGACGGUGACGACAUGGAGGGCAGCGGGGAGGACGGCGAUCUGGAGGGCAGCGACAGCGAAGCGGCACAGUGGGCCGAUCAGGAACAGUGGUUUGGUAUGCAGUGACCCCCCCCCCUCCCUCCCCCCCGGCCACUGAAGGAUACACAGCCACUUCUAACACACGGCAGCCCGCGGGGAGGCUCUCAGCCAUCGGUGUCGUCAAACAGGACAAGGUGGCCUCUGAUGCUAUCUCUCCCCUUCACUGUGGAGUCUCUAUACAGCUGUCCAAUACACUCUUUAACAGGACCAGCAGACACUCAACCACAAAGAGAAUCAACACCUCCAUUGCUCAAUAUUUGUGAAAAUGACAUCAUAUCUCUGACUCAACUUUGGCUUUUUUAUAUUUUCAUCUUUGCUGGCUGCCUGAAUAUAUGCACCACUGUACCCGGUAGCGCAAAGUACAACUUUAAGGUAAAUAUAUUCAUCACAAAGUGAGUGUCAGUGUGUUAAAAUAAAAUAAGACCGGCUUUGGAUCUUUUUUGGGGGAGGUUGAGUUGUUCAGUAUACUGGUGUGCUGUUCCCAGGCAAAAAUAUGUACCGGGAAACGUAGACCACAGCAAUUGUCCGAAACAAAUCGUGCGAUUUGGAGAUUUUGUUGAGGCCAUAAGUGUCCGGAGUUGUCCUUCACAUGUAACAGGAGGGACUGUGGUUUUGUUUGCUGCAGAGAAGGCAAGUUGUAGAUCACAACGAAGGUUGUGAAUUUGCCAAAACCUUUUGUCUCCGACAGGCAAACGGGGGUCUGUUGAAAAAGUGACUAUGUACCACAUUUCCGCUGCUCUUUAAAAAUAUAUCCUCUUAAUUUGGAA